Molecule: messenger RNA, 1305 nt
Organism: Alternaria metachromatica
Lineage: Eukaryota; Fungi; Ascomycota; Dothideomycetes; Pleosporales; Pleosporaceae
Exons: 1
Coding region: 1-1305 (434 amino acids)
Source: RefSeq, a predicted model, not a curated record
AUGGAUAUUUCCAAGUCAUGGAGCAAGUGGCAGGGUUUGGCUGCACUAGCUGUUUAUUCGGUUACCAUCAUCGCCCUCGACCGUGUCUACGUCGAAGGCAGUACGUGGAAGUCCGCCGUGGCUUGGUGGAAGAGGUAUCUAAAGCGCAGACGGGAUGAUCCUUGGAUGAACGCCAACACGAGCAACGAGAUCAUCUUCAAUAUGAUGGCCAAGGCGAUACCCGAGUCGCCAAACCAUGUGUCGGAUAAGGGCUAUGAGCUUCUUUGCAGCUACAGCUUCAAGUCGUACACCGAUACCCCUACUAUCUACGUUCCCGGUACUCCGCCAAUGUUUACGAAGCCACCCGUCCCGUUGAAACUGGAGCCGGACACAGGGCGCUAUUACAUCGAUCAACAUGUAGCCAAGGUACCGCGAUCUCAGUUUGAACCACUCUUUCAGGCUCUUACCGUUAUGAAGCCAAGCAAGCGUUUCGACGACGUUGAUGUCCUCGUCGCUCGCGGAUCAAUGACCGCGCUCAUUACAUACGUCAAGAAUGUAUCGUGCCAGCCGUUCGCACUGACGCUCCACGUCGUUGGCAAUACUUUGAUCGUGGGGCGAAGGCUUCGAUCUGGUAUGGCUGGCUCUACCAACGGAUCUUACGGGCGUAACUUUGAGGCUGCCUGGACGACGCAACUAGAACCAGAUCUUCAAGAUGCGGAAGGACAUCACCAUACCAUACAGUACGAUUUUGGUGGCCUCAACAUCGUGGUAAGGGCAGAGACAGACGCAUACAUGCCCGAUGAGCAGCCCUCCCGGAACGAAAUCGAGGAAAUGUUGGCGAAAUCCACAUCGUACCCCGAGCCCGAGAUUGCGAACACUACCAUCAGACUCGAAAGCUCUGACUCGACCACCGUGCUUCUGGCAGGAAAGUCGAUCUCUCACAGCAAGACAAUGGAACUAAAGAGCAACAACCAGAGCAAGCCCCUCGAUCAGAUCUGGGUUGGGAGAACUUCGCGGUGGUCUCUUGGUACGAACAAGGAUGGUGUAUUCUCUUCAACCGAGAAGAUCUUCACCCCAGAGGAGAUGAGGAAGAACUACGAGGAUGACAGCAAGCGACAAGCAGCUCUUCGUAAGCUUGUAUGGUUGUUGGGGGAGUUGAAGACAACGGUAAAGGAGAACACGAGCAAUGGGUCUGCCGUGCUUCUCUGCCUGGGAAAGGGUGAGGAGCUGGUGGUGCGCCCGAUGAAGACGCACUUGCCUGCGCUUCCUGAUGCGAUUGUGCAGCGUUUCUGGACCUUGUCUCAUCAGAACGAGAUGCGGGAGUAG